This is a messenger RNA of Helobdella robusta, 369 nucleotides long. RefSeq lists its product as hypothetical. The transcript has a single exon. The record is from RefSeq and is a predicted model, not a curated record. NCBI's taxonomy places the organism in Eukaryota, Metazoa, Annelida, Clitellata, Rhynchobdellida, Glossiphoniidae. Bases 1 to 369 code for a protein of 122 amino acids.
AUGGCUUGUACCGUUUCUGGAUGCAUAGAAGCUAAAUCAGAUGAAAUAAUCUUAGAGGGAAAAAAGUUCUUGAAAGAUAGAUUGAAUAGCUUCCUAUUAAAAAGAUGUGUAUGGACCAAAGAUGGUCUCGUGAUCGAGUGGUUAGCGUGUCCGUCUACCACUCCCACGACCCGGGUUCAAAUUCUGCAGUUUCUGCAGGUUCAUCCGGGUAGCCGACCCCCGGUCAACCCAGCCGUCCAUCCUUCCGAGGUUGGUAAAUGGGUAGACGACGUAAGUUGUCGCAUGUUGGCCGGCGAGAUGGCUCAGUGGUUCAAAUGCUCACUGAGUCAAACAUCUCAAUGGCUAUCACAUCAUACUCAGCGUAUAUGA